AUGAUCGCUAAAGCCGCAGUCAUCUUGUCCGUAGUGGCGGUAGCCGCCGCCGGUGUCCUGCACGGAUACGGUGGUGAGAGCUAUGGACACGAAGCGGUCGCAUACGCGCCCGUUGCCCAACUUUCCCACUACGAAGCACAGGAUGAACAUGUCGACUACCACGCUCACCCUAAAUACGACUACUCUUACUCCGUAUCCGACCCCCACACUGGUGACCACAAGGAACAACACGAAGUUCGUGAUGGUGACAUCGUGAAGGGUGAAUACUCUCUGCUCCAACCCGAUGGCUCUUUCCGUAAGGUCACCUACACCGCUGAUGAUCACAAUGGUUUCAACGCGAUCGUCCACAACACAGCGCCCGUUCACGCCGAAUACCACCAC
Molecule: messenger RNA, 381 nt
Organism: Brenthis ino (lesser marbled fritillary)
Lineage: Eukaryota; Metazoa; Arthropoda; Insecta; Lepidoptera; Nymphalidae
Source: the annotation of a GenBank genome assembly